Molecule: messenger RNA, 5028 nt
Organism: Taeniopygia guttata (zebra finch)
Lineage: Eukaryota; Metazoa; Chordata; Aves; Passeriformes; Estrildidae
Gene: FSHR
Product: follicle stimulating hormone receptor
Biological process (GO): activation of adenylate cyclase activity; male gonad development; hormone-mediated signaling pathway
Cellular component (GO): plasma membrane
Molecular function (GO): protein binding; follicle-stimulating hormone receptor activity; G protein-coupled peptide receptor activity
Source: RefSeq, a predicted model, not a curated record
GCACGCUUCCCUUUCCGAUAAAGGGGACGGGCACAGAUGUGGAGGCAGAGAUGCCUCCAGCCCUCGCCUGCCUGCUGCUGCUCCUGGCGGGCUGCCUGGGACGCCAGCACCACGCCUGCCGCUGCCUGGCCAGGGUCCUCAUCUGCCAGGAGAGCCAGGUGCUCCAGGUGCCCCGGGACAUCCCUGCCAACACCACCGAGCUGAGAUUUGUCCUCACCAAGAUCAGAGUCAUUCCCAAAGGAGCUUUCACAGGACUUGUUGACCUAGAGAAAAUAGAGAUCUCACAGAAUGAUGCCUUGGAGGUCAUAGAAGCAAAUGUGUUUUCCAACCUUCCCAAACUACAUGAAAUAAGAAUUGAGAAAGCCAACAACCUCGUGUACAUCGAUAAAGAUGCCUUCCAACACCUUCCGAGCCUCAGAUAUUUGUUAAUAUCAAACACUGGCCUUCGGUUUUUACCUGCUGUCCACAAGGUUCACUCUUUCCAGAAAGUUUUGCUAGAUAUUCAAGACAAUAUCAAUAUACGUACAAUUGAAAGAAAUUCAUUCAUGAACCUGAGUUCUGAAAGUGUGAUUCUAUGGCUCAAUAAAAAUGGAAUUCAGGACAUUGAGGAUCAUGCAUUUAAUGGAACAUACCUGGAUGAGCUAAACCUAAGUGAUAAUCACAACCUAGAAAAAUUACCAAAUGAGGUCUUCCAGGGAGCCAAUGGACCCAUUGUUUUGGAUAUUUCCAGCACGAAAAUCAGUUUCCUGCCAAGUCAUGGAUUAGAACUCAUUAAGAAGCUAAGAGCAAGGUCUACAUACAAUUUAAAAAAGCUUCCUGACUUAAGCAAAUUUAGAUCUUUGAUUGAGGCAAACUUCACCUAUCCUAGCCAUUGCUGUGCAUUUACAAACUGGAAAAGACAAAAGACCGAAUUACAUCCAAUAUGUAGUAUAUCGCAUGUGAAGCAAGAUUUUGAGGAAAAACCUGGCAAAAAACUACAGAGAAGGUCUGCAGCUGAAGAUUUCAUUUCCAACUACGGCAUAGGAUUUGACCCAGCAGAGAAUGAAUUUGACUAUGGUUUAUGCAAUGAAGUAGUUAAUGUAGCCUGCUCUCCUAAACCUGAUGCUUUCAACCCAUGUGAAGAUAUCAUGGGAUACAACAUUCUGAGAGUCCUGAUAUGGUUCAUCAACAUUUUAGCUAUUACUGGGAACACUGUUGUCCUCAUUAUUUUAAUAAGCAGUCAAUACAAACUCACCGUUCCUCGCUUUCUAAUGUGCAAUCUCGCCUUUGCAGACCUCUGCAUAGGGAUCUACCUGCUGUUUAUUGCCUCUGUAGACAUCCAGACCAAAAGCCAGUACUACAACUACGCCAUAGACUGGCAGACUGGGGCAGGUUGCAACGCUGCAGGAUUUUUUGCAGUGUUUGCGAGUGAGCUGUCGGUGUACACGCUGACGGUGAUCACGCUGGAGCGCUGGCACACCAUCACCUACGCCAUGCAGCUGCACCGCAAGGUGCGCUUGCGCCAUGCUGUGAUCGUCAUGAUUUUUGGCUGGGUGUUUGCCUUCACAGUAGCACUCCUUCCCAUGUUCGGGGUCAGCAGCUACAUGAAGGUCAGCAUCUGUCUGCCCAUGGAUAUCGAAACAGCAUUUGCCCAGGCUUAUGUUAUGUUUCUCUUAGUGCUGAAUGUUCUUGCGUUCGUCGUGAUUUGCGUCUGCUACACCUGCAUCUACUUCACCGUGCGCAACCCCAACGUUGUCUCUUCCAACAGCGACACAAAGAUUGCCAAGCGCAUGGCCGUCCUGAUCUUCACUGACUUCCUCUGCAUGGCACCAAUAUCUUUCUUUGCCAUAUCGGCCUCACUCAAGGUUCCUCUCAUCACAGUGACUAACUCCAAGAUCCUCCUGGUUUUGUUUUACCCCAUCAACUCCUGCGCAAACCCUUUCCUCUACGCCAUUUUCACCAAGACUUUCCGCAGGGAUUUCUUCAUUCUCUUGAGCAGGUUUGGGUGCUGUGAAAUGCAAGCCCAGAUUUACAGAACAGAGAUCUCCUCAUCUGCUCAUACUUUCCACACAAGAAAUGGCCAUUGCCCUCCUGCAUCAAAAAACGGUGAUGGUACUAUUUAUUCUUUGGUUCCCCUGAAUCACUUGAAAUGAAAUGCUUGCAUAAAUUUGUGUCUGAGGCAGUGUGCUAAUCACUUGCAAGUAUGUAAAUUUGAAUAAUGACUUCAGCAUAACAUGCAAACUUAUUUUUUAUGAAAAAAAUUAUUUCCAAUUCCCUAUUUUUGUUCAAUGAACAACGAUCAGUGAUGACAUAUCAUCUUCAUCAAUUCUUGAAGAACAAAGUGCCAAAGUAUUCAUGUAGAACUGUCUCAAGAAAUAAAUGAGAUCACAAACUGGUAUCUCCCACCAUGCAGGCAGAGAUUCCCUUCAUCCAAGGAAGAUGUUAGUUGCUUAUUGAGGAUUAAGUACUGGUUAUAUACGGUUUCAAAAAAUAUGUAGAAUUAAUUUCUUUUCCUGUGAAUUGUGUUAUAGCAAUACAGAUAAUUAGCUUUUUUCAUUAAUCAAAUCUCCUGGGGUUACAGGAGACAGAAGGCCAAUUUAAGCCCUCCUCCAGCACAGGCUUGCCAGGAAUGAGAAUAUCUCAUGAUGUUUCCAUUUCUGUUGAGCACAGCAGGGAGGCAGGAGGCAUCUCUAGCUAUGAUGGAUCUUUGCUGUUCCACACUGUGUGGACCUGCCUUACCUUGCACAGAAGUGUCACUUUGGGUGGUAUUUGUGUUGGUUUAGAUUGGCAGGCUCAGAGAAACCUGUUUUGUCUGAGUUUGUAUUCAAGCGUUGGUUUGGUUUAGGGUUUCUUUUCAAGGUAAGAAAGAGCAAGAAUGAGGGCAAGAGAAACCCCUCAUAAUAAAAAGGGUGUGCUUUAAAGUUGUUUUCACAAAGUUGAAUUCACCUGUGUGUCUGGGAGCCUUGGAUAUGCCAGCAUGGGCCAAUGGACUGCUCCACCAAGAUGUGUGAGGCAGGUUUGCCAUACAACAGCAUUUGUGUAUUGUACUGCCUGGGCUGCACAAAGAACAAUGGCUCUAGAUGUGGUUUUUAAAUCCCUGCACAAAAGCUCACAUGAAAAGUUAAUUUUUUGUCUAAUCCUCUUGGGAUUUAUCCUUCCCUUCUGAAAAAAAAAAAAAAAAAUCCUUCAUGCACACAUUACUAUGUGCUGGUCCAGAUUUGAAGACCUGAAAUAAAUCAUAAGCUACAUAUGUUGAAAUAGCUACAACAACAGCAACAACGACAACAACAACAAAGUUAAAAAGAAGAAAGAAAAAAAUUUAGUCAAGAUUUCCUGGUUUUACAGGGAUUUUUACUAACAUCUCAAUGAAUGUACUGACUUCUUACAUGAUUUGAAUAUCUAAUUUUUGCAUGGUUCAUCAUUCCAAAUUGCAACAAAGAUUCAUGGAUGGGUAGGGUUUUAUCAUGCUGAUUAUGUGUGGAUAUGUGGGCAUAAAGAAAACACCAGGAGAGCAGUCUGGGCUUCAUUCCCAUCUCACAAACAACUCACAGUUCUGCCCCAUGAAAUUAUAAAAGCUUGGAGUCUCCAUGGUUAAAUGUGAUGUGCUUUAAAUAUUUCCUACCUACAGCUCAUAAAAUUUCAGUAGCAAAUCUUGAUGCUUCUAUCCAUAAUUUCCCCUGUCAUCAGCUUCACAUUUUAGCAUCUGAAUCUUAUGUGAAUAACAACAGGAGGUGAUUAUUCAUUCAGUCCUAGCCAGGGAAAGAACUAUCAGCUCCCUAGUGCAUAAAGCAGGGGAGAUCAAAGACAGUGUGUUUUGGCGGGGGAAAUUUCAUUACUCAACACAAGUAACACUCCCUCCAAGAUCCAGGAAGAGGAAGAAUGAAAGAAAAAAGUGGGAAAGACACUUCAUCUCUGGGAAGAUCAUCUGACUACUCAGAGGAAUCUUUUUUUUUUUCACAAAUGCUUUAUGUCAUAUACAGUGUGCUGGUGUGAAGCCAUUAAAUCCCAUCCCAAUGGAAGUGACUGAAUGAUGAUGUUCUAAAAUGACAAAUAAUCUAGUUGUAUUUUUUAAAGGGUCCUGAAUCUAUUAUUUGGCUAAAAAUGAGGGAUGUUCUUUAGUAAAUACUACCCCACUUUUGAUGAUAAAUAGGGAAAAUUCUUGCAGCGUGUCAUGUCACGCUGUUUUGCCUGAGCUCUGUCCAUUUACCAGGAAUGAGACCUGGCAGCUCAGGAAAACACAGGCGUAGUAGUCUAGAAGCCAGUCUAGUAAAUCCUCUAGUAAAUCAGGCAUAUGAGCUUGAUACAGACCAUCUUCAUGCAAACCCAUUGCCCAGACAUUUGCAGAAUCAAGACACAGUUAAAUAUGUUUUGCUAAUUAACAUCCCUGAAAAGAGACCUUGCAGGGUUGUGUCUUGUACCCAGAGUCAGACCAGGGCCUGGGAUUGAGCCACCAAACCCAUGGGCUUUCCUCCAGAGGACACAUGAGUUGAUACUUGAGGAACAGGUAAAGCCUGUAAAAUUGGACACCUUGCCUCAUGGAGGACAUGUCAUCCUACCCACACAUCCUGCUGCUCAGGAGCUCUGGUGGCAGCUCCAAAGGUGAGAGACUGAUGGUGCAGCUACUGAGACAAAAUCCUCCCUCUUCUAGUCCUUAGAUCUCCUUAGCUUUACCUGUUCUUUUGAUUUUAAUUUUAAUAAUUUUCCAGAUUGUGAGGGACACUCUGGGACCUGUGCUUUUUCCUGUGUGAGAUAUUGGUCUUUUUGUAUCUAUUUAUUUUAGUAGUGUUUUUAUUUGAAGAAAGCAGUAUAAGAAAAAAAUACCUCAGGAUACAUUUUGUCCAUGCUUGUAAUAUACAAAAAAGCCUGCUGGUGUUUGGUGUGGGUUUCCUCAGCUCUUGAACAACAUGUUUAUGUUGCAAUCUCUAAACUAUUUUACAUUUCCCUUUCUGAAAUCUAUUUUAAUAAAACCAAUAUCAAAACAGAGUGCCUUGAGAACAAGUGUGCAGCCAGAGAUAUGUUGACAAAGUAUGCAAUAAAUGUUGCUGCUUA